Messenger RNA from Symbiodinium natans, 909 nucleotides. The record is from the annotation of a GenBank genome assembly. NCBI's taxonomy places the organism in Eukaryota, Dinophyceae, Suessiales, Symbiodiniaceae.
AUGCGAACACUUGGGCCUUCUCCAAUCAGGACGGUUCAUCUCUGCAUUUGCAGUGAUGACCCGGAUUUCCGCCCUGCAGUGGUGGCGAUUCGGUCCGCUGUGGCAUCUUCCGAGCAGUCGCAUCGCUUUGUGUUCCAUUUCGUCACUACGCCGGAACUCUCAACGCGAUUCCUGGCAGUGGCGAAGCUGCAACUUCCUGGCAUACGAUUAGAGGUCCAUGCCGACGAAGAGCUGCAGGAAGCCAUUCAAAGCCGCAUUCUGUUCCGCAAGGGAGCAGGCCGCAGGGUCCUUGCAAGUCCGUUCAAUUUCGCUCCGUUCUACCUGCCGAGCUUCUUGCUUGCCUCAAGCCAGACUUUUCACGCGCGGACCGAGAGGUUGAUAUACUUCGAUGCUGACAUUGUUAUUCUCGGCGAUCUUGCCCAGCUGUUUGACAUGAACAUGCACGGCAAAGUCUGUGCAGCCGUCCCAUAUUGCCACCAGCAGCUCAAGACGUACAUCAACUUCGAAGUCCUCCACAGCCUAGGCUACGAAGGGAUUGACCCGGACUCCUGCAUCGCCAACCGUGGGCUCCUUCUGGUUGAUGUCGUGGCUUGGAAGAGCAUGAAGAUCACAGAGUCGAUAGAAAAUUGGCUUGAUGUGUAUCGCUCUUCUGAAAUCGAUCUUUGGGUGGGUGGCAUGUCGCAGCCACCUUGGCUGCUGGCGAUGAAUGGGAACUACACGCGCCUUUCAGAUGCCCUUCGACCCCAAAUCUGCGCUGUUCUGUGUUUGGCAAGUGACGACAUUGCAAGCCUCUGCGACAUGUGGAGUGCGGAUUUCGUGAUUGUAUCGUAUGGGUUGGAAAUCCGUAUAGCGCAUGCCAUUGUGGCUACAAGCAACAAGACUCAUCCCCACGGUGCUCUUGCUCCUUGA